This is a messenger RNA of Spodoptera littoralis (African cotton leafworm), 390 nucleotides long. The record is from the annotation of a GenBank genome assembly. Lineage: Eukaryota; Metazoa; Arthropoda; Insecta; Lepidoptera; Noctuidae.
AUGUCGGCACACAACGUUAACGUCUGCGACAUCACAGACGAUGUGAAAGAAGUGUUAAAGAAGUUCAGAUUUCAGAAACACACGUCGAAUUCGGCACUCAUAUUAAAGGAGUUGGAGAAUGUGGAGCUGGAGGAGCUGCAGGACAUCCUGCCCUCACACCAGCCACGGUUCAUUGUGUACAGCUACAAGAUGGAGCACGAUGACGGCCGUGUCUCCUUCCCGAUGUGCUUCAUAUUCUACACGCCCAGAGAUGCGCAUAUGGAGCUGCAGGUAAUGUAUGCCGGCACCCAAAGGGCGCUAGCGGCGGCAGUGGGCGCCCCCCGUCUGCUAGAAGUAAGAGAAAUAGACGAACUCACUGCUGACUGGCUGAACGAAAAACUGAAGAAAUAG